UUCACGGUGAUCCUGAAAAUUUAUUUCCAUUGAAAUCACUAUCCUCUUUAGACGGAACAAACAUAUAUAACUACUUUCAGUUUCAGAGAACCCAAACACGGCACCGCCACAUCGAACCGCCAUUCUUUCACCGGCCAUGCUGCCGGAAUUCACAGAUAAACCACCACCACCACCUUGAAGCACCUUCGUUUUUCCUAAAACUUCCACAAUGUCACUUGCUAAACACACUCCCAGUAGCCAGUCUUCAGCACGGGAAUUCAAGCAUCGAGUGCUCGUGUGUCUCAACAAACUUUCCGACCGCGAUACGCACUCCGCCGCCGCCACGGAGCUCGAGUCCAUCGCUAGAACUCUAAGUCUGGAUUCUAUCCCACCGUUUCUAUCUUCCAUUUCCGUCACCGACUCCUCUGACAAGUCGCCGGUCCGUAAACAAUGCGUUCGUUUAAUUUCUACCUUGUCCGAAGCCCACGGCGACGUUUUGUCGCCUUAUUUGUCAAAACUCCUCUCUGCCGUUGUCAAACGACUCCGUGACCCUGACGCUGUGGUCCGUUCUGCCUGCGUUGCCGCUACCGGCUCCAUCGCCUCUCACAUCACCAAACCUCCAUUUACGUCGGUGGCGAAACCCUUGGUGGACGCUUUAGCGACGGAACAAGAUUUGAACUCUCAGAUCGGCGCGGCUUUGUGCUUAGCUGCGGUUAUCAACGGCGCACCAGAUCCAGACACUGCUUACUUGAGGAGGCUGUUACCGAGGAUUGAGAGGCUGUUGAAGAACGAUAGCUUUAAGGCGAAGGCAGCAUUGCUGACUGUCGUAGCGAGUGUGAUCAGCGUCGGUGCUGCUUCGAGUCAGAUAAUUGUGAGGAAUCUGGUGACGGUUAUGGUUGAUUUCGUGGUCAAAAGUGAGGAUUGGACUGCGAGGAAAGCGGCAGCAGAGGCGCUGGAGAAGUUGGCUUUGGUGGAGACAAAUUUGUUGCCGGAGUUCAAGGCUUCGUGCUUGAAAACAUUUGAGGCAAAAAAGUUCGAUAAGGUGAAAGCUGUAAGGGAGACGAUGAAUCAGAUGAUGGAAGCUUGGAGUUUAAUUCCAGAUGUACUUGAACAGAUAUCACCACCCCGUGAAUCACAAUCUUCUAAAGAAGAAGCUGUCAGUGAUGUACCAUAUCCACCAAGAACACCUCAAACUGUUCAUAAGUCAACCGGUUCUUCCACCAGCAGUACUACUCGUAGAAAUUCAUUGGAGAACAGCAACAGGAAAAGUGGUCCUGCAAUGUUUCGUAAGCUGGAUCGCAAGAAGCCAAAUGAUCAGAAACUCAACAUUGCAGUUUCUCUGCCUCCACCUCUUGUCUCUAACAACGAAGAUCAUCUCAAGUUUAAACCAGUGACGAAACGCCUCCUCUUCAAUGAAAUUUCAGAUGAAAAAAUGCACGAAUCAUCAUAUCAUGAAGAAAGCUCAAGCUCCAAAGUUGCAGAAAUCAUUGGCAACUCCAGUAUCAAUUCAAUCCAACAAGAAUCCGAGGACUUAUCUGUGAUCCGCAAUCAGCUUCUUCAAAUCGAAACCCAACAGUCCAAUUUAUUCGAUCUCCUCGAGAAAUAUAUUGGGAGCUCACAGAAUGGGAUGCGAUCAUUGGAGUCUCGUGUACAUGGACUAGAGUCAACACUUGAUGAAAUUUCAUUCGAUUUGGCAAAGUCAACCAGAAGAAUCUCAAAUCCCGAACCUACCCUCUGUUGCAGAUUACCAGGUGCAGAUCUUUUGAGCUCUAAGCUAUGGAAGAAAACAGAGAUACAACAACAAUCAAACUUGCCAUAUCCUUCAUCCCAAUCUGUUGCUACCAUGCGCCACACCAACACGGGAUUACACCUCAUGAGCGGUGGUGGUAGUGGCUUAAUCAAGAAUCCAUUGGCUGAGUUGCACCAUGAACGGGCCCACAAAACAUAAAUUUCAAGGCCUACACUAGUAACACAGCUAUCUUUAUAAUGGCGCGUGAUGGGCCUCACGUGUUUGUGAGUUGUGAGUGCUACCAACGUUACAAGAGGAGAGGACCCUAUCUAUAUUCGAUCAUGUAUCCAAAGUUUGUGAUGCAUUUCUAAAAUAAAUGCUUCUAGGUCGCAUGUAACAUGAUCAUACUAUAUCAUUAUUGUUUCUUGUUUUUCACGAGAAUAUUAUAUGAUUGAAGGUCUUGAAGUC
Messenger RNA from Lactuca sativa (garden lettuce), 2176 nucleotides. RefSeq names its product TORTIFOLIA1-like protein 3. The record is from RefSeq and is a predicted model, not a curated record. Gene Ontology annotation, molecular function: microtubule binding. NCBI's taxonomy places the organism in Eukaryota, Viridiplantae, Streptophyta, Magnoliopsida, Asterales, Asteraceae. Gene Ontology annotation, cellular component: microtubule.